Messenger RNA from Ricinus communis (castor bean), 968 nucleotides. RefSeq lists its product as uncharacterized. The record is from RefSeq and is a predicted model, not a curated record. Bases 199 to 768 code for a protein of 189 amino acids. NCBI's taxonomy places the organism in Eukaryota, Viridiplantae, Streptophyta, Magnoliopsida, Malpighiales, Euphorbiaceae. The transcript is spliced from 2 exons.
UUACUGCACUAAAAGAUGCAAAAAUACACUUCUCUCAAAAAAUAUACGAUUCCACAACUAUCAAAAAAAAUAAAAUUCUUCAAUUUCUUCUAACAUGGCCCGCGCGCUAAUUUCCAAUUGGUAAUUGGCGCUCGCUCCCUCAUUCUUUCAAAAUUUCACUCCUUUCGAAGUUUCAAAAUUUGGCGUUGUACGCUUCUUAUGGAAUCUGCAUCCAUGGGUUUGGCCGACAACGAGGGAGAGGAAUGGGAGCUAAGGCAUGAAGAUGGAUUCACUUACAAUAUCCUGAAGCGCCAGCGCUUAUUUGACCCAGCUGAAGCAGUUCAACCUCCUGUCACUGAUCCUAAGGCAGAAGAGAGGCACCGAAAACAACGCAAGAAAAAGAUUCUUUUAAAGCUAAAAGCUCAGUAUCAAAGGGAAAUUGACCAGUGGGAACUUCUGUCAAACAGCUUGCGUUCAGUGCAAGACAGAGCUUAUCAACAACAACAACAACAGUCGCGAGAUGUCGACCAGACGCCGUCCUCUUCGUCGUUGUCUUUAGAACCGACUUCGACGGGAGUUGAGGGAAACGAGAAUGCUUCUGGGUCCUUAAUCCAUGAGCUUCUUUUACUGGCAGAGGCGCAAGAAGCUGUAAUACAUGAUGUAUCAUAUUUAUGUGAUGUAGCAGAAUCAAUGUGCAAUGCUGAAAAAGAAUGGCUGGCACAAUCAUAUAUUGAUCUACCUGUAUGGUCUUCGCCUCGGAAGCUUAUGCAAUCACUUUGUGAUGAAUAGGUUGGUUUGGUGUAGUUAAUUAUUUUACAUUAGCUCUAGAAGGAAAUAUGUAAAGUUGUUGUCCUGCAAUUGUGUAAUAAUUCUUUUAACUGCAUUCUUGUGUGGAUGCAUGCUUUCAGAAGACUUUGCUAUAAUCUGUUCCUCUCUAGAUUUUCUUUUUUCUUUCGAAAUGAUAGUCCCAUAGUCCUCCCUUUUGUGCA